AUGCUGAGAGUCCGGAAAAAAGGUUGCUUUGGGAUUUGGUCGUUGCCUUUAAUAAUAACAGUGGUGUGUGCACAGAGUGCUAAUGAUCCCAGCAAUAUGUCGCUGGUAAAAGAGACCGUGGAUAGACUGCUGAAAGGCUACGACAUUCGACUGAGGCCAGAUUUUGGAGGUCCCCCUGUGGCUGUUGGCAUGAACAUAGAUAUUGCCAGUAUAGACAUGGUAUCAGAAGUCAAUAUGGACUAUACCUUGACAAUGUACUUUCAGCAAGCAUGGAGGGAUAAGAGGCUUUCGUAUAAUGUAAUACCUUUAAAUCUUACACUGGACAAUAGAGUAGCAGAUCAGCUUUGGGUUCCUGAUACCUACUUCCUGAAUGAUAAGAAGUCAUUUGUGCAUGGUGUCACUGUGAAGAACAGGAUGAUUCGUUUACAUCCAGAUGGCACAGUUCUCUAUGGUCUCAGAAUUACAACAACAGCUGCAUGUAUGAUGGACCUACGAAGAUAUCCACUAGACGAACAAAAUUGCACACUAGAGAUAGAGAGCUAUGGCUACACAACAGAUGAUAUUGAAUUUUAUUGGCGUGGGGGUGAUAAUGCAGUUACAGGCGUGACCAAGAUUGAGCUGCCACAAUUCUCCAUUGUAGAUUACAAACUUAUCACCAAGAAAGUUGUUUUCUCAACAGGUUCCUACCCAAGGCUGUCUCUCAGUUUUAAACUUAAGAGAAACAUUGGCUACUUCAUUCUGCAGACUUACAUGCCCUCCAUUCUGAUCACUAUUCUUUCCUGGGUUUCCUUCUGGAUUAAUUAUGAUGCCUCAGCUGCAAGAGUGGCUUUAGGGAUCACAACGGUGCUGACAAUGACAACCAUCAACACCCAUCUCCGAGAAACACUACCCAAAAUUCCCUAUGUGAAAGCCAUUGACAUGUAUCUGAUGGGAUGCUUUGUCUUCGUGUUCAUGGCCCUUCUGGAAUAUGCAUUGGUCAACUACAUCUUUUUUGGCAGGGGACCACAACGUCAGAAGAAAGCAGCAGAAAAAGCUGCCAGUGCUAACCAUGAGAAAUUACGAAUGGAUGUCAACAAGAUCUUUUAUAAAGAUAUAAAACAAAAUGGGACCGAAUUGCGAUCCCUGGAUCCCACUGGAAAUCUCUCCCCAACUAGAUGGACUGCCAGUUACGAUUACUCUCUUAAUACGAUGGAUCCGCAUGAAAACAUUCUGUUGAGUACCCUUGAAAUUAAAAAUGAGAUGGCAGCCUCUGAAGCUGUUAUAGGUCUUGGGGACCCUAGAAGCACUAUGCUGGCCUACGAUGCCUCAAGUAUCCAGUACCGGAAGGCUGGCUUACCAAGACACAGCUUUGGCCGUAAUGCCCUGGAGCGGCAUGUGGCACAAAAGAAAAGCCGACUACGGAGACGUGCUUCUCAGUUGAAAAUUACCAUCCCUGACUUGACUGAUGUAAAUGCCAUAGAUCGAUGGUCCCGCAUAUUCUUCCCUGUUGUUUUUUCCUUCUUCAAUAUUGUCUAUUGGCUUUAUUAUGUGAACUAA
This is a messenger RNA of Varanus komodoensis (Komodo dragon), 1536 nucleotides long. It is a transcript of the gene GABRB2, whose product is annotated as gamma-aminobutyric acid type A receptor subunit beta2. Gene Ontology annotation, molecular function: GABA-A receptor activity; neurotransmitter receptor activity; extracellular ligand-gated monoatomic ion channel activity. The coding region runs from base 1 to 1536 and encodes 511 amino acids. NCBI's taxonomy places the organism in Eukaryota, Metazoa, Chordata, Lepidosauria, Squamata, Varanidae. Gene Ontology annotation, cellular component: synapse; membrane; neuron projection. The record is from RefSeq and is a predicted model, not a curated record. The transcript has 10 exons. Gene Ontology annotation, biological process: monoatomic ion transmembrane transport; nervous system process; signal transduction.